This is a messenger RNA of Adineta steineri, 603 nucleotides long. NCBI's taxonomy places the organism in Eukaryota, Metazoa, Rotifera, Eurotatoria, Adinetida, Adinetidae. The record is from the annotation of a GenBank genome assembly.
AUGGCACUUUUUUUUGUUGGCUAUUUUAUUGCUGUAACAAGUACAAUUGCAUUUAUUGUUGCUAUUCUAACACCAAGAUGGAUUUAUCCAAAUAUUUUACCAGUCAGUAACAAUACUCCAUCGUCACCAAGUAAUAACUAUUACCUCGGAAUAUUUUAUGUUGAUUAUGGUUUUCCUAAUGGAACUUGUCGUAAUUGGAUCUUACUUUAUCAGGAUUCUGUAGCAGUUUGUCGGCCAACGUAUGCUAUCGCAUGUGCAUCGUUAGCGAUAGCAGGAGCAUCAUUAUCGGUUAUUCUUCUUUGGCUAGCUGGUGGUUAUUUAUAUGUUCGUCGUCGACGUCUUGUUCCUAGUUUUGUUUCAAUAAUAGCUCUUUUAACAUUAUUGAUUUUUUGGAUAAGUGCAGUCAUAUGGAUUGUUAUGAUUACAAUGAAUCGUGAUGAAAAUUUAAAAAUUCGCCGAGAAAAUAUUGGUUUUUCCACAUGGAUUGCCGUUGGUGCAAGUGGUGGUUAUUUACUUGCUUUUAUAGCAUUUGUUCUUUAUCGUCUUCUGCUUCGUCGUCGAAGGUAUGUUAAAGGAACUGAUCCAAAUUCACGUCGAUUUUAA